AUGGUGAGACCCCCUACACGAGGAGGAGAAGAAGAAGGAGAAGACUUGUGCAACAGAGGCGUUUUUGGCGAAAGACCCAAUUCCUUCCCAGUCCGUCGGCAUGUCCAGCUGAGAAGACGUCAAACACUGUGCAUGAAUCAGAGUCCGUCGGCAUCGACCACUGCCUGGGCUGCGAUGACGAUCCUCUCGUCCCCAAGUCAGCUAACCGCUUGUCUCCAUGUAUUUCAUGCAAGCAGCUCGGGGAGACGCGCAGCUAGGGCAAGAAAAGUUCAUGCCCUUAUUCACUCUCAUCCCGCAUCUUCGUCCAAAGCGGAAGUUCAUGCGAUGCCAUUCCCUCCCUUGCGGCAUAUGUAA
Messenger RNA from Microsporum canis CBS 113480, 354 nucleotides. RefSeq lists its product as uncharacterized. The transcript has 2 exons. NCBI's taxonomy places the organism in Eukaryota, Fungi, Ascomycota, Eurotiomycetes, Onygenales, Arthrodermataceae. Bases 1 to 354 code for a protein of 117 amino acids. The record is from RefSeq and is a predicted model, not a curated record.